Messenger RNA from Branchiostoma floridae (Florida lancelet), 3228 nucleotides. Its product is annotated as sphingosine 1-phosphate receptor 1-like. Bases 1128 to 2258 code for a protein of 376 amino acids. The transcript has a single exon. The record is from RefSeq and is a predicted model, not a curated record. Gene Ontology annotation, molecular function: G protein-coupled receptor activity. NCBI's taxonomy places the organism in Eukaryota, Metazoa, Chordata, Leptocardii, Amphioxiformes, Branchiostomatidae. Gene Ontology annotation, biological process: G protein-coupled receptor signaling pathway. Gene Ontology annotation, cellular component: membrane.
AUCUGACAAUCGUACGAUCCUCUUAUGGAAGAUUUCUCUGCGCACAUCGGUUUUGGUAUGUUUUCCUUUUGAUUGAUGGGCAGUGAUCUCUGGAACAACAAAUUUCGCCGUGAAUUGAGAUGUCUUCAUGCAUGAUCCACAUUUUAUCAAAAUUGCAGCAAAUUUUGUGUUACACGCAUGCAUCGGUUGUAACGUAAAUCUCGAAAAAAAUGCUUUAAAUUCGUGUUUCAAACGUUAAUUGUGGAUCCAUGGAGCAAAGGUAACUUUUCCCACACCCUUACACGAGACUGGAGAAAGGUAAUCUAUGAAAGCGGCUUAGUUUCGGGCCACUCUGGUUCUGGGCUUCGAAAACAAAAUCAUGAGAGCGACAACAAUGAUGUAUUUCAUCAGCAUUUCUAGUGUUUUUCGGCAUACUAAUGAUAAGUGGGCACAUCUGCUGCAGCGCAGUGUAAUCGCGUUAAUAGUUAUGGAAACUCCUCAACACGUGGAAAGAAAUCACGUUAAUUUCCUGUAGCAAGGUUUGAAAGCAUGAAAUGAAAGGAGAAGACCACUGGCCUGUAAUUUCUGGUCUGUGUGAUCUCGGGGUGAGCAUUUAGACAGCAAUGAUUGCCAAUGACAGCACAGCUUGAUCUCUCACGACUUGCUACAACAACGGGCAGAAUUGUGCGGCCAGCCGUACAGGACGUCCACGUGUCUGUUGAACUGACCUACAAAAGAGAAGGAGCUCGGGGUUGGUUGCGACUGGUACUGAUGCAGACUAGUUCUCCUCUUACGACUUCAGUCUCAGUCAGACUCUAUUAGAAGGGAAGCAUUUCCAGAGUCAGCAAUAGAAGCAAGUUCUUUUUAUUCCGCAAACGACUGGACGCUGAAGCCUUUGCUCAAGAGGAGACGCAGUUGCAUUGGCGACCCAGGACGAGGUCAUCUGACAGAGGCCGUGCUCCUCCCUAAGAUAGGUGUUUCAUCAGCAGCGUUGUUAUCGACAGACUAGGACAUAAAGAUCGGUCGCUUCAAGGUGACCACUGUCAAGGCGUUUCUUAUCGGAGAGCUCUUCCAAGAUCUCCAUUAGUAGCAACACUGAAGGCGAUCACUAGACUCGCAAGCCUAGCUACAGCCGUAGGGCGUCUGAAAUGGAAGGAAAUUUAAGCGAUUACAACGGGACAACUAACGGUUUUGCACAUCCUUAUUUUAAUACUACAGGUCAAUGUUUGGAAUGGUACGCGGAAAGCGAUGUCGGUGUGAAGUUGACUUUCGGAGCUAUCAGAACAAUUUGUGCGACUGAGUCAGACUGGGGACCGUUUGCAUUCCGUGGCGGGCAAGCCGUCAUAAUAGUCAUAAGCGUUAUCUGUAUCCUGCUCAACAGUCUCAUCAUUUUUGGAAUCGCCAAAGGACAGCAACAUACACCGCUAUACUACCUGAUUGGCAAUCUGGCCGUUACAGAUAUAACCACCAAUGUGAUUGGUCUCGUUAUGUUUGAGCUGAAGGAUUCUGUGACAUAUAGACAGUAUAUGUUACUGAUUGUAACGGUAUUGCACUUUCCCGUGAUCCUAUCUCUGACCGGACUGGUUCUCCUGUCUGUGGACCGCUACAUCGCCGUCAAACACGCCAUCUUCUACCACCACACCGUCCACGGUGGGCACGUCUCAAUGGCGGUGGCAGGGGCCUGGGUCUUCGCCGCUCUCCUCUGCUUCUCACCGACGAUGGGAUGGAACUGUAACGCGAUGGGCACCAGUGAUCAGCUCUGUUUCCUCGGGGCCGUGGAGAGCAGCUACAUCCUGUUCAUGACUGUCCUGUGCACGGCUGGUGUCGCUGUGGUGGUGUUCACAAACGCGCGCGUGUUCGCGGUGCUGAGGAGGCGCCUGAGGGUGGUCGCAGUCCAGGAGCAGCAGCAGGGCCGUGUCCACAUCCACCGGCAGCAGAUCGGCGCCGCGCAGAGAAAGGCCAAAAGCGUACUCAUCAUCAUCGCCGUGUUCCUCAUUGCCUGGCUGCCUUUUCUGUCCUGGCAGGUAACAGUGCUCGUCAGCAUUCACAACAGUUGGGACGGUUUGGUUGGGAUCAACCUGCUCUUUAGGUGCGUGUUCAUCCUUGUCAUAGGGUUAGUCCCCAUGGUGAAUCCGUUUGUGUACGCCUUCCGCCUGCCGGCGCUGAGAAGAGUGGUCUGGGACAGCCUUAGAAACGGCGGGAUCUUCCUGUGGCGUCGUCUCGCUCCGCCACAACAGGUACAUCCAGCUUCAAUAGAAAUGUCUGUCGUUGCUACUUAGUUGCCUUGAUUACUGAACAGCCGAAAUUGUGUAGUAGCCAGUGGUUUUAUUUUCUAAAAAUACCGCUAAGUUGCGGCCCGAGCAUGUUUACGUAUACAAGGACACAUUAGUCAUUACGUCGGCACAUAGAACAUUAUUCCGGGCCGUUUAAAAACACUAUUAGAUUAUAGAUCUUUAUUAUGUGCUUCUGUUUUGUGUUUAUUCACCAUUUAGUUAUUCCAAUUGUAGACUAUAGCUAGUGCAUUAGAGUUCGAAGUAUCGUCUAGAUGUUGUUGCCACAAAUCGCUGUGUAGUCUUGAGUACAUACACAUGAACAUAAUAUUUUGUGUAUGCUAUAAAUGUACGUCGACGUAGAAAAUGUCGCCUUGUCCAUUUGAGUUCUGCUGAACAAUGUAGAAAUAUGACAAGAAAGUACGUAAAGAAGUGCGCUUCUGCCUUGAAGCAAAAAUAAAGCAUUAAGAAGUAACAAAAUUUGGAAUGAUGUAUUCUUGACUCUGAGUCGAAGGGUUGUUAUGAUGGAACAGGAGCAAUUGCACAUGAUAGCCUCCAUAGUAGGCUCUCUGGGUUUUUUUCCCCUCAUGAUACAGCAUUGUUGGCCAUUUCUUUUUGUACUGGGUCAUUUGCACUGCCUGUUCGUACAAAGGACCCAGUACGACGUACAAAAAGAAAUGGCCAGCAAAAGUGUAUUAUGAGGAAAAACGAAAAAAAAAAUGCCCAGAGAGCCUGCUAAGGAGGUUAACAUAAUGUAUGGUCGUACCCAUUCUCCUAUUCGCAGAGGGACCACAGUCGUGUUGAAACCCCAAUAGGCUAAUGCCAUUGGGGACGGGGCGUAGGAGGAUGGGUCCUACCAAGUGGGUUAUAGUAGGAGAUAGGUGUGGCCUCCAACCAUAUGCAUCUUUGAACCAAUCAGAGAAUCACCUAUUAAAACGAUUUUUUUAAAAAUCAAAGCCAAUCUUCUGAUUGGCUGAGA